Molecule: messenger RNA, 797 nt
Organism: Rhodotorula graminis WP1
Lineage: Eukaryota; Fungi; Basidiomycota; Microbotryomycetes; Sporidiobolales; Sporidiobolaceae
Exons: 6
Coding region: 52-720 (222 amino acids)
Molecular function (GO): acyltransferase activity, transferring groups other than amino-acyl groups
Source: RefSeq, a predicted model, not a curated record
GCUCCUCCUGCUUGACGCUGCACGAGCACCUGCUGCUCUCUCUCUCGCUUCAUGACUGCGACCCGCACCAUCGAGCUUGUGCCGUUCGAUCCCGACCGCUCCACCGAGGUCGAGGAACUCAAGCGCCAGCGCGUCCUGUGCGGCUGGGGCUCGGACAAGGUCGAGGUCUGGCGGGACCAGGUGCGACGAGGGGUCAAGAACUUGUACUGGAUCUUCCCGACCGACCGAGGCGCGUACAAGACGCCCGAGUUCGAGCCGAUCAACCACAAGGUCGACGAGGCCGGCCCUCCUCCUCCCGACUUGUCGUUCCAGCCCAUCGGCCACGUGUCGGUCGACUGGGAGGACUAUGACCCGAACGAGACGACGCUGUGCGACCGAGAGAAUGGGGUCUGCACGCUCGCGUCGUUCUUCAUCCUCCUGAGCCAGCAAGGCAAAGGUCUCGGCUCCCUCGUCAUGAAGGAGAUGGAGCUCAAGGCCAAGCACGAGCUCGGCGCGCGCUCCAUCACGCUCAACACGAUCGACGGCGAGUACGCGUCGCAGCCGUGGUGGUGGGAGCAGCAAGGGCUCACGUUCAGCGCGGCGACGAGGAACAACGAGCAGUGGUACCAGCGCCUCGGGUACACGGCGUACAAGCGUGCGGUGCCGCGGUACCCGACCACGACGGUCGACGGGCGCGACAUCUUGCUCGAGGCGGUGUUCAUGCGGAAGGAGCUGCAGUAGAAGCUCGCGAGGCCGUAGAGCCAUUCACUCCCGACGACGACGACGACGGCGAGCUGGAAUCGCACUAAGUAUUGCAG